AUGGUCAAGGACACCAAGUUCUACGACUGCCUUGGGGUCCCUCCCACAGCGAGUGACACCCAGCUCAGAAGUGCCUACAAGAAGGGUGCUCUAAAGUUCCACCCUGACAAGAACGCUGAUAACCCCGAGGCCGCCGAGAAGUUCAAGGAGCUGUCCCACGCCUACGAGAUCCUUUCCGACGGUGAGAAGCGUCAGAUCUACGACCAAUAUGGUGAGGAGGGUCUGGAGCACGGUGGCGGCGGUGGUGGUAUGAACGCCGAGGAUCUGUUCUCUCAGUUCUUCGGUGGCGGCGGUGGUGGCUUCGGCGGGAUGUUCGGUGGUGGCAUGCGUGAGACCGGCCCCAAGAAGGCCCGUACCAUCCACCAUGUGCACAAGGUCAACCUGGAGGACAUCUACAAGGGCAAGGUUUCCAAGCUCGCUCUGCAGAAGUCGGUCAUCUGUGCUGGCUGCGAUGGCCGUGGUGGUAAGGAUGGUGCCGUUAAGGAGUGCACUGGCUGCAACGGUAGCGGUAUGAAGACCAUGAUGCGCCAGAUGGGUCCCAUGAUCCAGCGUUUCCAGACCGUCUGCCCCGACUGUAAUGGUGAGGGCGAGAUCAUCCGUGAGAAGGACCGCUGCAAGCGUUGCACUGGUAAGAAGACCAUUGUUGAGCGCAAGGUUCUCCACGUUCACGUCGACAAGGGUGUUCGUGAUGGUCACAAGAUCGAGUUCCGCGGUGAGGGUGACCAGAUGCCUGGUGUUCUCCCCGGUGACGUUGUUUUCGAGAUCGAGCAGAAGCCUCACGCCCGCUUCCAGCGCAAGGGCGACGACCUGUUCUACCAGGCCGAGAUUGACCUGCUUACCGCCCUGGCUGGUGGCAGCAUUCACAUUGAGCACCUCGAUGAGCGAUGGAUGACCGUUAACAUCGCCCCCGGCGAGGUCAUUGUUCCUGAUGCCAUCAAGGUCAUCCCCGGUCAGGGUAUGCCCUCUUUCCGUCACCACGACCACGGUAACCUCUACAUCAAGUUCGACGUCAAGUUCCCCGAGAAGGACCAGCUUCAGAACCUUGACCUCCUCGAGAAGGUUCUCCCUACCCGUACCCAGCAGUGCACACCCCCGGCCGAUGCCAUGGUCGAGGACUUCGAGCUGGAGGGCGUUGAUGGUAGCGAGCCUUCUCAGGCUCGUGCCCACGGUGCUGGCGGCGGCAUGGAUGAGGAUGACGAGGAUGUUCCCCCCGGUGCCGAGCGGGUACAGUGCGCCUCGCAGUAA
Messenger RNA from Penicillium malachiteum, 1245 nucleotides. RefSeq names its product type I HSP40 co-chaperone YDJ1. Gene Ontology annotation, biological process: response to heat; protein refolding. The record is from RefSeq and is a predicted model, not a curated record. NCBI's taxonomy places the organism in Eukaryota, Fungi, Ascomycota, Eurotiomycetes, Eurotiales, Aspergillaceae. The transcript is spliced from 4 exons. The coding region runs from base 1 to 1245 and encodes 414 amino acids. Gene Ontology annotation, cellular component: nucleus; cytoplasm; cytosol. Gene Ontology annotation, molecular function: Hsp70 protein binding; ATP binding.